GUAUGUGUGUGAUUGAGUGUUUCAGUGUGUCUGACACAGAGCCUCACAUUAGACCAUCAUGUGGAUCUAAUGCCUUUUCUCUGUAACUCCGAAUUAACUGGAAUCAUGAAGAUGUCUAUGUGGAGAUGUGUGCGAGAAAUCUAUGUCCUCCUUCAUCUGACAGCCUGUGUGGCAGGGAUGACGGGGAGGUGCAGCCUGUUCGGACGACACCAUGUUCACACGUUUGAUGGAGUUUUGUAUGAGUUUCCUGGAGACUGCAGUUAUCUGCUGGCUGGGGACUGCAGCCAUCGCGCCUUCACACUCCUGGGUGAUUUUGUCAAUGGCAGAAGAACAGGAGUCACACUGUAUCUGGGAGACGCCUUUGAGUUGCACCUGUCCGUCAAUGGCCAGCUCACACAAGGAGAUCAAAGAUUAUCUCUGCCCUAUGCAUCUCACGCUGUGUUUGUGGGCUCUGAGCUGGGCUUUUACAAGCUAUGGAGUGAGGAGUUUGGCUUCAGCAUCACCAUUGAUAAUUCAGCCAACAUCGCUCUGACACUGACCAAGCACCACAGAAACCGCACCUGUGGCCUCUGUGGAAACUUCAACUCUGUGCCAGCUGACGAAUACACUGCUCAAGAGGGUUUUCUAACAGAGAACAGUUAUGACUUUGCAAAUUCGUGGGUGGUUAAGGGUGCUGAGCAGUCAUGCCAACGUAUCUCAAAGCCCAGCCAAACCUGUAACGACACCAAACAGACUCCAGAGAUCAUGUCCAGCUGCAGCAUGUUGCAGACCUCCAGCGUUUUCCUGCACUGUGCCCACGUGGUCGCUCCCGAGGCAUUCCUGUUGCUGUGUCAGGAGGAGGCGUGUCACUGUGACCGGAAGGGCGGGGAAGACUGCUACUGUCCAAUCCUGCUGGAGUACGCCCGCACAUGCCACGCCCAUGGAAUACUUCUGCAAGGCUGGCAGGAGGAGAGCCAGUGCUUCCCCAAGUGUCCUAUUGGAAUGCAGUACAGUGAAUGCACCAGGUCCUGCUCCACAACCUGUCAUAGUCUCAACAUCCAGGAGGUCUGCAAGGAGGAGUGUGUGGAUGGCUGCACAUGCCCUGUGGGUAAAGUUCUAGACGGCAAUCGCUGUGUGGAGGUUUCUCAGUGUUCCUGUGUACACAUGGGACGACACUUCCCUCCAGGAUCCACUAUCUCUCAGGACUGCAAUACCUGUGUGUGUCGUGACGGUUCAUGGGAAUGCACCAAUGAAGGCUGCCCUGGUGAGUGUCUCGUGGUGGGACAGUCUCACUUCAAGACAUUUGACAACAAGUUUUUCACCUUCACCGGCCACUGUCAGUAUCUGCUGGCAAGAGACUGCACUGACAGUGGGUUUUCUGUCAUUAUUGAGAAUAUACAGUGUGCAGAUGAUCAGGACGCUGUGUGCACACGCUCAGUGACGCUCAACCUGCCAACUCUGGAAGACAUGACAGUGAAGCUGAAGCAUGGGGGAGUUGUCUCUGUCAACAGCAUGGACAUCCAGACCCCACUGCGUCAUGGCCGUCUGCAUAUCCAGAGAUCUGUCCAGGCAUCAGUACGUGUCAAGUUUGGAGACGACCUUCGUCUAGACUGGGACGGGCGGGGCAGGGUGCUGUUAAAGCUGGGACCGAGAUGGGCGGGUCAGACCUGUGGUCUCUGUGGUAACUUCAAUGGUAACCAAGGAGACGACUUCUUGUCUACUUCUGGACUGGUGGAGGCGGGUCCUCAGGCGUUUGGGCAGUCAUGGAGGAUCAAUGGAAAUUGUGAAUCCAUGUCCAGACAUGAGCAUGAUGCGUGUGCCUCUAACCCCAAGAGAGUGCACUUUGCAGAGGAGGCGUGUGCGACGAUAAUGUCUGACGUGUUCACUCCAUGCCACUUCCUGGUGAACCCUGCUCACUUCCAGCGAUUCUGUCGCUACGACGUGUGUGCGUGUGAGGACGGAGCGGAGUGUCUCUGCUCUGCUCUGUCUGCCUAUGCUGCUGCCUGUGCUGCAAAAGGAGUGUUGCUCAACUGGAGGUCUCCUUCACUCUGUGCACUGGAAUGCUCUGAGGGUCAGGUGUACGAGGCCUGCGGGAGUUUGUGUGACCGGACGUGCCGCGCUCUGUCCGGCGCUGAGGCUGACUGUGACAGCGAGAGGCUGUGUGAGGAAGGCUGUUUCUGCCCCACUGGAAAAUACCUGAGCGACACUGGAGCGUGUGUGACCACGGACGAAUGCACCUGCCUGCACAAUGGACAGCUCUACCAGCCCAGUGACGUCUACGCGGAUCAAAACAGUAUUUGCUACUGUGAGAACGGCUUCAUGCGCUGCACCUCCACUGAAACCAGUAACCUGCUGUCUGACCUCUUCUAUGAUGAUGACCUUGCCCCUUCCAGAGAUCGACGGUCAGCCCAGUGUCCUCCUCCAUUGACGCGUGGCGAGUGUAAUGCUGGAGAAAAAGGCUUGGAGUGUGCCCGGACCUGUCAGAACCUGGAUCUGCCCUGCGUCAGCCUCGCCUGCAUCCCUGGAUGCCUCUGUCCUCCCGGCACGGUCCGUCAUCACAGAGACUGCAUUGCACCAGAGCGCUGUCCCUGUUACCAUAACAACAGGCCAUAUGCUUCAGGACAGACCAUUUCUGUGGACUGCAACACCUGUGUAUGUGAGAACAGAAGGUGGCGCUGCACAGAGAAGCUGUGUGAUGGCGUGUGCCACACUCUGGGGGAGGGGCAUUACAUCACAUUUGAUGGCUUCAAGUACUCCUUCCCUGGCCUCUGCCAAUAUGUCCUGGUUCAGGAUAUGUGUAAUGGAGAAGAGGGUUCGUUCAGAGUGCUGGUGGAGAAUGAAGCCUGUGGAAUUGUGGGACAUCGCUGCGCUAAAGCUAUCACAGUCUUCUACCACGGCGGCUUGAUUGUUCUCCAACAUGGAGAGGUGAAGAUGAAGAGGCCGGUUCUGCAGGGCUCACAGGUGGAGAUUGUUCGAUCUGGUCAGUUUUACACUCUGCUGCUGGGGAAACACAUCUCUCUCAGCUGGGACCAGGGAACCCGUGUCAUGGUCCACAUCUCAGCCUCGUACAGGGGCCGGGUGUGUGGUUUGUGUGGCAACUUUGAUGGAAACGUCAACAAUGACUUGAUCAGCAGUAACAACCAGCUGGAAGUGGACCCACCGCACUUUGGAAAUUCCUGGAAAGUCGUUCCCAGUUGUGCUGAUGUCACUCAGAUACCAGCUCCAUGCAGCGACAACGUCGUCAAGUUAGUAACGGUGGAGCAGUCGUGCCGUGUCCUCACUGGCCCUCUGUUUAGAGAAUGCAACAGCCAGGUGGAUGCAGAGCCAUAUGUGGACAUGUGUGUGGAGGCAGCAUGCUCUUGUUCGUCGGUGGGCGACUGUGCGUGUUUCUGUGAUGUCAUUGCAGCGUACGCUCAAGUCUGCUCACAGAGCGGCGUAUCUGUCACCUGGCGAUCCAACGACCUUUGCCCCAUGAGCUGUGAGGAGCUAAACCCCAGGAACCCAAGCACAGGAGAGGAGUUAUGUCAGUGGAGGUAUAACGCUUGUGGCCCUGCCUGUCCAAUCACCUGUCAACAUCCAGAUCCACUCCAGUGUUCACUCACAUGUGUGGAAGGCUGUCAUCCUUCCUGCCCCCCAGGCCAACUACUGGACGAAGUGGCUCUGCGUUGUGUAGCGCCCUCUCAGUGUCAGGUGUGUAUCCAUGAGGGUCAGAGAAUCUCCCAUGGCAACAAGGUCAUCCUCAACCACAAUAACCCAGAGUACUGCAAGAUAUGUCAUUGUGACAACAACACCCUCACAUGUGACCCAUGCACCUCCCUCAAUGCCAUCACCACUCUGGCACCAACGCCCUCCUAUGCCUCGUUCACAACCCUGCCCUUCACCACCUUGAUGCCGGAGGGCACGUGUGACCGUGCCAUGGAUCUGGCGUUCCUGUUGGACGGUUCAGCAGCUCUGAGCAAGGAAGAAUUCCAGCAAACCAAAGAGUUCAUACUGGGAGUGAUUGAACGGUUCCGCAUGGGCUCGGCUCACACUCGAGCCACAGUUCUGCUUUACCAUUCUGGAGUGAAAACAUACGACCUGCAGGUUCAGAAGUGGCUGUUCAAGAAGACUGUGCAUGAGCUGCAUUACACCGGAGGUGAUGCAGCUUUUUUGGACGAGGCUGUUAAGUAUUUGGUCAUCAACAUCUACGAUAAGAACAAGCGGCCGAAUGCCGGCCGAGUCGCGAUCAUCUUGACUGCCAGCAGCAACCCUCGCCCUGUUCGCUCCAUCGUCAAGAUGCUUCGCAAGAAAUCCAUCACCACGUUGACUGUGGCGCUGAGUCCUGGUGUGAACAUGGGGCAGAUUAAUGACAUCACCAAGACCAGCCCUGAAAACAGAGCGUACGUGCUGAGCAGCACAGCCGAGCUCUCCGAUCGUCUGUUGGACUUAACAGAUUACCUCUGCACCUUGGGGAUGGAGCCUGAGGUGCUGAACACUCAGCCCACUGUGGGUAAAGCUCGGCAGACCACGACAACCACAGCCCAGACUCCUCCUAUGGGGCCAAAUCCCACACUACACAUUACCAGCACACCUACACCUGCUACACCUUCUACCGCGUCUCCUUUUACCACCUCGCCGUCCUCCUCUCUGCCUGUCAAAGACGUCACAUUCAUACUGGAGGGCUCUGAUUCAGUCGGCGACGUGAACUUUAAUAAGUCACUCAUCUUCCUGAAUGAAGUUGUUUCGCAAUUAACAGAAAAGGAGGAGGUCAUCCGCAUCACUGUGAUCCAGUAUUCCGUCACGGUCACCGUGGAGAUCAGUCGGUGGGAGUUGAGGAGACAGAAGACACUGCUGCUGGACAGGUUGAGACAGAUUCGUUGGAGGGGUGGAAGUAAGACGAACACAGGCCUGGCCGUCACUACGACUUUAGAGGAAACCAUUGUCACUCAGCCUUCACGAGGCCCCACCCAUCCUCAGCUUGUUUUUCUUGUGACGGAGAACCCACCCACUGACACAGUGACCCGUCCUCCAUCUUCCACCAGUCACACACAAGUGUAUCCUAUUGGAGUUGGAACAAAAGUGCGUGAGACUGACCUGUUGCCAUUCAGCUUCCCUCGACGCCCAGUGAUGGUGGAGGACUACAACAGGCUGACGACCAUAGUUCCUCAUGUAGUCAAUAUCACACGGACCGCAGUUUGGCUCCGCUCCCCAACAAUAACACCACUGGUCUCCCCCACGCUCUCCAGCCUGCCACCCUCAGUGCCGUGUAAGAAGCCCGUGGAUGUGUUGUUCCUGUUGAAGGCUGGAAACCAGUGUGAGGACAUGAAAACGUUCGUCCAAGCCUUCAUCAAGAAAGCCGACAUAGGACUGAACAGCACUCAGGUGAGUGUGGUUCAGUAUGGAGUCACCAACAAGGCAAAGUUCACCUGGAAGGAUGAGCAGAGCAAAUCACACCUACUGGACCUGGUUGAGAGCAUUCAGAGCGGGACCAGUGCUGCUCCUGCACUAGGGUCUGCACUGAGGUUUGCCGUGCAGUUGUCCAUCUCAUCAGUCAGUGGAGGAAGACUGGGUGUGGCCAAGGCUGUGGUGAUGCUGGUGACAGACAAAUCAGCCGAUGAUGUCACAGAGGCAGUUAAUGAAGCACUGGCAGCAGGUGUGUCAGUGUUCCCCAUUGGUGUGGGGCCCCACUAUGACAGGAAUGAGCUUGGUUUGCUUGGACGCCAUGGCAACCAAGACAACACCUUGCACUUAAACAGCAUGGAUCAAUUACGGAUGUUGCUGACUCUGGACCACGGUUUCACAGAGAGGAUCUGCAGAGCCGGUCCACCAGGAGCGUGUGUCGACGACAAUGGAAAUGAGAGAAAACCCGGUGAGUCAUGGUUACUGGAGGAUGGCUGCCACUCUCUUCUGUGCCAUCCUAGUGGGGCAGUGACGGUGCAGAAUCACAAAGUCAGCUGUGACAGACUGGAACCACCAGCCUGCAGAAACAACAUCCCACCUAUCAGAGUCCAGGAGACCUGCGGCUGCCACUGGGAAUGUCCAUGCAUGUGCAUGGGCAGCUCCACCAACCAUGUGGUGAGGUUUGAUGGCUUGGCACUCAGGCUGGAUGGGGAGGGCCGGUGCUCCUACACACUGCUCACUGUUAGCAGAGGCACCAGCAAGGGGUCAGAGGUCAAACUUCACAGUGGACCUUGUCAGAACCCAGAGAGUUACAACCAGGUCUGCAUGAAAGUCAUGGAAGUGAUUCAUGGCUCACAUACGCUGCUGCUGAAGGAUGACAUGACGGCAGUGAUUGACGAGGAGGAGCUGGCGCUGCCGUGGAGAUACAACGGCCUGGAGCUGGUGCGUUAUGGAGGAGUGAUGCUGCAGCUGAAAUCAGACCACGGUUACGUCCUGACUUUCACUCCACAGAGCAACGAGUUCACCAUCACACUGCCGAGCUCCUCCACCACCAGCCACACUGCUGGACUCUGUGGUGCGUGUGGCGAGGAGCAGGUUAAUGUCCUCUCUUUACGUAACAGCAGUACAACCACAGACCAAGCAGCCUUCACCUCAGACUGGACCGUGGCUGUGGACGGCAGUGUUUGUCUGCCAAAGCGGAAGCUGGUAUGCUCGUCUGCGGUAACUAUGGGAUGUCAGGCCCUGCGUUUGGAGGCCUUCGAGCGUUGCCAUGCACACAUUCCCGUUCAGGUGUUCCUCGCCAAGUGUGAGGAGCAGGCGUGUGAGGAGUCAGACGUGUGUGAGCUCAUCUCUGCCUAUGCACGCCUGUGUAGACAGAGAGGCAUAUGUGUGAACUGGAGGAGUCCUCACCUCUGUCCAUUGUCGUGCCCCAGCUCCAUGGAGUAUGAAGCGUGUCGCACAGGUUGUGUGGAGGACUGUGGCAGCAUUCAGACACUGCGGGGUGACUUCUCAGUUGCCAGGGGUAACAACUCAUCCUGCAUGGACACACCCACUGAGGGCUGUUUCUGCACCGGAGGCACCAUUUUGCACAACGGACAGUGUGUAUUUCCGGAAGCGUGUAGGCAAUGUGUCGACCACCAUGGACACAAGUAUAGGUAUAUGCAGAGUUGGGUACCAGACGAGAGCCCAUGUUUGAUUUGCAUGUGUUUGGACCAACAACGCAUCAACUGCACUGCUCGGCCCUGCAAUGACGUCAGACCUCCAGUGUGUGGACCAUGUGAGAUCUUGAAGGAGGAUAGAGAAUCCAAGUGCUGCCCACAGUAUAAAUGUGUGUGUGAUCGGGUGAACUGCGAGCUGCCUGAGGCACCGCGCUGUGAGGACGGUCAGACCGCGGUUCUGAAAAACCCCGGGGAGUGUCAGCCCGUACACGAGUGUGUCUGCAAAAAAGAAGAGUGCCCUCUUCAAGCCCCGCCUGCUUGCCCCGCCCAUCGGCAACUGUCGGUGACAAAGACCAAAUGCUGCGAUGUGUUUGAGUGUGUGUGCAGCUGCACCAACUCCACCCGCACCUGUCCUUUAGGGUUCAUAACGUCCUCCUCGACCAACGACUGUAGCUGCACAGAGACCACCUGCCUGCCAGACAAGGUGUGCGUGGUCAGUGGGGUGGUCCACCCAGUGGGGAGUGAGUGGGAGGAAGGAUGUGAAAAGUGCAGCUGCACUCUGCUCCAGGACAAAGAGACAGACCUGCACAUCGCUCAGUGCACCCCGCCUGUCUGUGAUCGGACGUGUCCUCGGGGCUCCACAUACACUCCAUCCAAAGGGCAGUGCUGUGGGAAGUGCACUCCGACCAGCUGUGUGGAGUCAAAGGGAGAGAUGCGAGGAGACAUGCUGAUUGGUGGAAAUCUCAGACAUGUGGGUGAGGUGUGGCAGUCUCCACACGAUAGGUGUGUGCUGCACGAGUGUGUGAGAGUCAGAGACGAAGUGUUCAUAUCUGCAACCAACGUCAGCUGCUCUGCUGUGGACACUCCAUCCUGCCCACUGGGAACUGAAUUACGCUGUGACAUCAUCGACUGCUGCCCCCACUGCCACUGUGCUCCCAUGGAUGUGUGUGUCCUCAACAACACCGUGAUAGGAGCAGGCGAGAGGCUGAUGGUGGAUGUGUGCACACACUGUGUGUGCACAGUGGAAGACGGUGCAGUGAGGAAACACAGACUGUCCUGCAGGAGAAUCAGCUGUCCCGCUUGCCCCAUGGGAUACAGUUUGCAGAAGGAGGAGGACGCUUGCUGUGGUCACUGUGUUGCCACUGCCUGCUUCAUUUCAAAGCCAAAUGGAGAAGUAAUGAGUGUGCAGGUUAACAGCACUCAUGAGGAGGGCUGCAACUUGUAUACCUGUGGUGUAAACGGUAAAGGAGAUCUUGUACUGCAGACCAGAGUGACCACCUGUCCUCCUUUCAACCGUCAAACCUGUCUGGAUGAAGGCGGGAAAGUCAGUCAGAUUGGAACGACAUGCUGUGAGACGUGCACAGAGCCACCGUGUAGGAAGACAGUGGGGACACUGAACUACAUCAGAGUGGAUGACUGCCAAUCAGAGAACCAGAUAGAGAUGCACUACUGUGAGGGCAAAUGCCACAGCAAGUCCAUGUAUUCCCUGGAGAGAGCCGCUGUGGAGCAGGAGUGUGUGUGCUGUUCUGCUGUGGAGACAGAGCCCCUCAGCGUUCCUGUCCUGUGUGCCAACGGCACUCGGAGCCACCACACUGUCCUGUCAGUCAGUGCAUGUGACUGUCUGUCCAAACACUGCACCUAGAGGGACACUUUAUACAGUUUAUACACACUGAUGUGUAACCAUGUCAAAUGUACCUAUAUGACAACACAAAGCAACACAAAUGACAAUAAAACAAACCUGACAGUUUUUGUAAGCACUA
Solea solea (common sole) is the source of this 8776-nucleotide messenger RNA. RefSeq names its product von Willebrand factor (gene vwf). The record is from RefSeq and is a predicted model, not a curated record. Lineage: Eukaryota; Metazoa; Chordata; Actinopteri; Pleuronectiformes; Soleidae. The coding region runs from base 70 to 8658 and encodes 2862 amino acids. Gene Ontology annotation, biological process: cell-substrate adhesion; blood coagulation. The transcript has 53 exons. Gene Ontology annotation, molecular function: protein binding; peptidase inhibitor activity. Gene Ontology annotation, cellular component: extracellular matrix.